Messenger RNA from Oncorhynchus mykiss (rainbow trout), 860 nucleotides. NCBI's taxonomy places the organism in Eukaryota, Metazoa, Chordata, Actinopteri, Salmoniformes, Salmonidae. The record is from RefSeq and is a predicted model, not a curated record.
AAAAGCUAUAACAUAUUGUAAAGCAAAUGUACCAUUCUUUAUAAAGUCACCAGCUUAGCGCUGAUAUGGCUGUAGCUCUAUUUAUGAUGUCCUCUGCACAGAUCUACUCUGACAUUGACAUAUUAUUACUUAUUGGAAUGUCUGUCCUUCAGGUAGCACAGAGGGAGGAUGGUGAUCCUCAGAGGGAAGGAAAGGAAGUUGUUGAGGAAGAACCGGUGGCCACACCCAAAGAGGAGGCCAAGAAGGGAAGGAAGGCAAAAAGUAAGAGGAGUGGCAAGAAGUCAAGGAAGCUGGGCACUGACAAUGAUGCAGUCUCCAGGAAUAAACACCUGGAUAGAGGAUCUGUAAUUGAGCUCCUGGAGAAGAAAGCUGUUCAGGCUACAUUCGGCCCAGGCAACAAGGAUGAGAUGGAAUACUCCUACCCAAUCCUCAUCUCAUUCCUGCGCAAUCUUACUGAUGAGCAGUGGCAAGUGAUCUACAAAGGACUAAAAAACCCUAUGACGAAGGAACAGCUUGCCAAAUUGUGCAAGACAAUUGUAACCUUCAUCGCACAGACCACCCUGAAGAUCCUGCUGCCAGCCCUGGCCCGCGUACUUGGGGUAAAGGACUUUGCUGACGACGACACUGACUCACCCAAGAGGGGUGGCAGUGCAAGAUCCUUUGCUGCCUUUGAUCAGGAAAGACUGGAGCUCAUCCAGGAAGUUAGAUAUCUGGCGAAGAAAAUGUAUAAGGGCGGCACAGGGGCUCAACAUCUCAGGUCCCUAACACCCUCUUCUAAGAGGUAUGUUCCCCUCAAGGUUUUCAUGUAUGGAUUUCACCAAGAUCAUCUAUCCCAGUGUUAGCUAAUGCAAUUUACUCUA